AUGUCGCCUUUAGGAGCAUCGGCCAAGUUUAAUGCUCAGAUCGGGCUCUCUGCGCCAUCCCUGGAUUCCCCCUCGAUUCGGCUCACGCAUGGCGAAGACGACGGCAAGGCGCUCUCGGUCUGGGAUGGCGACGGUGAUAACAUGACGCUCGAGAUGAUGACGGAUAUAGAUGAUGGCCAAGUCGACGAGGACAUGCAAGGCGCACUGGAUAACGUCUCCGCGGUCCAUGCGCGCAAGCUGCUCCAUUACAAACGCCUGCUGGAGCGCACCCAAGCGUCGACGGCAGCGCAACUGCACGCCAUGCAGGCUGAGAUACGGAUAUUGCGUCAACGCGCCGAAGGAUCAGGCGAUACAAUCGCGUUGAGGUCAGAUCGGGUCGGCAGUGACGACUACUGCGUUUGUGGGGGGAAGAAGCGCACGGGCUACUGGGCUGGAUACCGUGGCGACGAUGAUGACGAUGGUAACGAGACGGUGGACUUGAUGAAAGCUUUAAGGGGAACCAACGGGGAAUUCAACGAGAUUGAGGUGCGGAAGGCCAUUCGCGGCCUGAGCAGGGAUGAGAGGAUGAGACUGAUUGCCAUCAUCCUUGACUCGUGCAUGCCGGGCGAUAUCCGCCUUCAAAUCGCACUCCUGGAGAAGUACGCUAAGUCGACCUUCGACAUUAUAGGUAAUCUUGCCCCGGACCUCGUAUUCAAGGUCUUCAAGUGGCUUAGUGUCCCGGAGCUGCUUGGUGUCGAGACGGUUUCGAAGAAGUGGCAGGGCUUGGUUCACCUCCCUGCCUUGUGGAGGCUUCAUUGUCUUCGCAUAACCGCUACGGAUCCAUCUCCCGUCAGACCUCCGAAGACUCCGGAAGGAUGGGAACCGCUUUAUCGCUCCUUGCAUCAUCGGGAGUCCAACUUCCGCAAUGCGCUCCCUCAAACUAUCCGCUUCCUCAACGGCCACACCAAUUAUUGCACGACCCUGCUCCUUCGAGGGAAGCGUUUGAUCAGCGGAUCCUAUGACGAAACUAUCCGCUUCUGGGACGUCGAGACUGGCGAGAUGAAGAAGUGUCUGCAGGUGAAGAAACCCGUCAGCUGUGUGGACUUCUUGGAGGAGGAAGAGGUUUUCGUCGUCGGCUUUCACGACGUUGGGCGUGUGCACGUCUUCUCCUCGCUCACCUUCUCGCCCCUGCAGCAGCUUUCCGGACAUCUUAACGGCAUCAGAGCUGUCGUCAUGUCGUCCAAGACUCUUGUAUCUGCUGGCGCCGACAAAGCACUCGUCGUCUGGGACUGGCGCCUUGGCACCAAGAUCCACCGCUUUGGGCAGCAGACGACGAUGAACAUCGGCGUGCAAAUCAUCAACAGCCAAGAGGGCGAGAGGAUCGUCAGUGUCACCAUCGACGGCAUCGUACGCGUGUUCUCAAUCAAACGGAGGGAGAUGAUCUCGCAGUUCAAGCUCUCUGAGCUGGGUGAGGGAGAUCCGGUGUUGAGCAGCAAGCUGUUCAAUGUAGGCACUGGACCCCACAACAUGCUACAGUGGUUCGCUGCGAAAGGCUCGCAGAUGACGUGUGCUACCAAGUCGGUCAUACUCCAUCUGCAAUGGACAGAGGAGGAUGAAGAAGUCCCACCGCCCGCGUCAGCUGAGCCGCAGUCUCCUCUGACAUUAUCAGCUCUCGGGCGCCCCAAGAUGGUGGCGUCUCUUGCGCGUUCGACGUCGUCGAUCAGCACCCCACGCCGCAGCUCACUCAAUAGUUCAGGGUCGACCUCAACAUCUGCCAGGCCACGUCUCAGCCUUACACCGCAAGCUCCGAUGACACCAGUUAGCCCGUCCCCGCGCAGUGGUACUCCGUCUUCGCUCUCCGUGUCGGGGUUACGUCCGUUGUCCGCGUCCGUCAACGGCGGAGGCUCUCCUUUCCAAAUCCACUUCGGUCGGGCUGCGGUGCUCACUGCUCCACCGAAGCUGGUUGCCGUGGUAGAGACCCCCGAUGUCGCCGUUGGGGCGGUUGAUCCUCAGAAGCGCCGUGUAGUCACUGCGACGCGCUUCAGUUCCCGCGCGGGAGCCGAUCGUAGGAUAUUCAUAUCGACACAUCACGACAAAUCGCAGAGGAGGAAGGUCUCGGAGGAUGGUGAAGAUGAAGACACCGAUACGGACUCCAGUUCCGACCUGGUCUCGUCUCCGGGGGUCGAUUUGGACACCGAUAUACAUGCGCUACAGGGCGUCUGGGCCGCGCUGGCCCAAAACGAUGGUGCCAUCCACACCGUCAAGGGCCUACUUGGCAAAGUGCCGCCCAAUUAUCAAGGUCUUGCAACUCCCGAGAAGAACCCGAUGUCGAUGCAGCUUACGCACGAGGAAGUCGUGGUCGGCUGCGCAGAUGGAACGAUUUAUGUGAUGAACUUCGUAGGCCACGAGUACAAGCGGUCAUCCGCCGCGAGCGAUAUCGCCGUAUUGGACACUCUUGGAUAG
Punctularia strigosozonata HHB-11173 SS5 is the source of this 2442-nucleotide messenger RNA. RefSeq lists its product as uncharacterized. Gene Ontology annotation, molecular function: protein binding. The coding region runs from base 1 to 2442 and encodes 813 amino acids. The record is from RefSeq and is a predicted model, not a curated record. The transcript is spliced from 14 exons. Lineage: Eukaryota; Fungi; Basidiomycota; Agaricomycetes; Corticiales; Punctulariaceae.